Molecule: messenger RNA, 1800 nt
Organism: Nilaparvata lugens (brown planthopper)
Lineage: Eukaryota; Metazoa; Arthropoda; Insecta; Hemiptera; Delphacidae
Exons: 1
Coding region: 1-1800 (599 amino acids)
Source: RefSeq, a predicted model, not a curated record
AUGGAUGAGUCGGAUGAAUCUGAGGCAGAAGAAGGAGGGGGCAAUAAGAGUGUGUCUCUAGUGAUCCAAUCUGAGGGGGAAGUUGGGGGAGAGGAUUCCCUAGAUGAAGACGUUGACGAGGAGGGAGAAGAAGAGGAGAAACAGGUGGUGGGACGUGCAAAAUCAGGGGUGAAAGGAGAUCAGGAUAAAGUUCAACAAAAAAAUCUCGUGGUUAGUGGAGGUAGCUCCAACGAACAAUCCAGUCUGCUUUUGGAAUACCAUUUGUCAACCGAAAACCAGAGUGUAAGCCACAAUAAAAGCUCGGCGUCUUUGAAGAGCAGUGCUAGUAUGACCAUGGAUAUAACAUUGGCAUCCCGGCGUAGCAGAAGUAGGCGAUUUACACAGCAGCGUUUAGAGAUGGAUAAAACUGGUGAAGGUGAACCGAAUCUGGGGAAGAUUUUGGACGGUUUAGAUGUGAUGAAUAUGUCGGCGAAAAAUUUGUUGGAACCGAUUGAAGGUGAAGUGUUGAGAAUAUCGCCUCUGAAGGAGAUAGCUGUGUCAGUUAAGAACGACCGGUCCUUGAGAAGUCGAAAUAACAGUGUUGUAUCGGAAAAGAAUAACAUAUCUUUGAGGAGCCGUGAUGAUAGUGGUGUUUCAGAUAGGAACAAUAGGUCUUUGAGAAGUGGGAAUAAAUCUAAUAGUGGUGUUUCAAAUGAGAAUAACAAAUCUUUGAGAAGUGGGAAUAAACCGGUGGUAGAAAAAGAACUGAAUAGUUCUGGGAAGUCAGGUAAAAAACGUAGUUCCGUAGCCAAAGAGCUGUUCAGCGAUAGUAGUUCUGGGAAAGAUACGUCUGGAAAUAAUUUAGAUGGUUCUCAGAAUCUGUUAGAUGGCUCCGUACAACCUUUGGACCAACAAGACGAUGGGGAAGUUGAUAGGAGUGAGAGAGAUGUAGGAGCCAAUAGGAGUAGCGCUAACAGUCAAACAGAGAAGAAAGUGGAUGAAGAACUGAAGAAUGGAGAUGGGGAUCUGAUGAAUAUGUCGUUGGCAAGUUUGAGAAAUAGGAUGCGUGGAGAGGCUGAUAGAAGUAAGGUUGAAGAUAAUGGUUCAAAAGAGAAUGGACGAAGAGGGGAGGAUGUCAAUGUGUCUCAAGUAGAGGGUUCAAAAGAAAGUUCCAAGGGUGGUGAUGAUAUUGUGAAUGAUACACAGAGAGGAGAACGGAGGAGAGGUAAGAGGGGGAGAGAAGGUGUUAACAAAAAUGCUACUCCGGAAGAAGAGAAUAGGGGUGAUGUGUCCAUGGAUGUAAUCAAUGAUUCUCAGAGAGAUGAAGGGGGUGUUGGUAACAGGAGUUUACGAAAUAGGAGAGGGAGAAGAGAUGCUAACAAGAGUGUAACUGAAAAAGACAGUGAAAAAGAGAAUGUGGAAAAUGGUGAUGUUUCUAUGAGAGGAAGAGGAGACGCUAACAAUAGUGUAGCUGAGACAGACAGUACAAAAGAGAAAGGGGAAAAUGGUGAUGUUUCUAGGAGAGGAAGAGGAGACGCUAAGAAAAGUGUAGCUGAAAUAGACAGUAUAAAAGAGAAUGUGGAAAAUGGUGAUGUUUCUAGGAGAGGAAGAGGAGACGCUAACAAAAGUGUAACUGAGACAGACAGUUCAAAAGAGAAAAUGGGAAAUGGUGAUGUUUCUAGGAGAGGAAGAGGAGACGCUAACAAAAGUGUAGCUGAAAAAGACAGUUCAAAAGAGAAUGUGAAAGUGCUGAUGCUUCUAUGGAAGUUGAUAAUGAUAAUUCUAAACUGGAUGAAGUGGAUGGGGUUAACAGAGGUUUGA